Molecule: messenger RNA, 1008 nt
Organism: Ctenopharyngodon idella (grass carp)
Lineage: Eukaryota; Metazoa; Chordata; Actinopteri; Cypriniformes; Xenocyprididae
Gene: mis18a
Product: MIS18 kinetochore protein A
Exons: 5
Coding region: 29-607 (192 amino acids)
Biological process (GO): CENP-A containing chromatin assembly; chromosome segregation
Cellular component (GO): nucleus; chromosome, centromeric region; chromatin
Source: RefSeq, a predicted model, not a curated record
GUUUGAAAACAUUUACUAGUUGAAAAACAUGGCUGGCAAAAUUAAAGUUCCUGAUGACUGUAGUUAUAAAACAUUCUCUGUUUGCGAGAGUGUUGUUGACAGCAGCAGCAGAGUGGAGGAAGAUGGUGAAAACGACGGUCCAGCAGUGUUUAUGUGCGGCAAAUGCAAGCUGACCAUCGGUGACAGUCUGACCUGGGCAGGCAGUGAUGACGAGCAGAACCAAAUCAUGCUCAAACGUAUCACUGACAAUAUUGUCAUAGGGAAAGAGCCCUUUGUUUCUGGUACCCGAAAGGAGCUUGGAUGCCUUGUUGUGAAUCUCACCUGCCGUGGCUGUUGUUCAGAAUUAGGAAUCAUGUAUAUAUCAACCCCCAAAAAGCUUGAUUACAAGAGAUCACUUUUCUGCUUUAAUGUUGAAAAUAUUGAAAGCUAUGUAGUGGGCAGUCCAGGCCAGCAGAUGCCAGAAUUAGACAGACAGGACAGACCAGUGACCCUGGAGUACCAGAACAUUGUGGAGCAGCAGAUGACAGAGAUAAAAUCCCUAGCAGUGAUUAUAGGACAACGCCUACUGGAGAUUGAAACUAACCUCCAGUGCGGUUCUGGAAAAUGAUGUGAGAUGUUACAAAACAAUGUCUGUUUUAUGUAAAAAUCCCACGUUUGUCAUGAUUUUGUUUGUCCGUUUUUGGACUCUUUAGUGUAAGAUCUUUUGUCUGACAGUUAUGUAUUUAUAUGCAUGUACUAUGCAGCUGUAUGCAAGUGACACAUCUGUAAUGUCCUACCUUUGAAACACAUUCUAAUAGAUGUCCUUGGAUAUAGAUACAUACAUAUAUUAGAUGUUAUAACAAAAAUUGUAUUGUUCUUUAAAAGUUGCUGUGCUGUAUGUUAGGAAAAAAAGCUCUUAUUGGAAAGCAUGUGUUUGCUCCCAUUUUAUAUUUUGUCAUAAGUAAUCCUUGUGUUGUUGUCAUGUGAUGCACAGGGUGAGACUGCACAAUAAAUAUAAUAUUAAAGCAU